GUAGUUACACGAAAAGGAUCCAAUCCACAACAUUGUCAAAAAUGACUUAAGUAUACCAAAGUAAUGCUAAAUAUCGAUAUUAUCGGUCAGUAAAAAAGACCCACGUCAAAACAGCUGUUUUCCUUUGAAUUUAAACAUCGGAACCAACCCACAUCUAUAGCCGCUUAUAUAUAUUUUUUCACUUAAAACAAUCCAACUGUCGUGGUUCUUACCCUGUGUUAGAAACUAAAUCAGUAAAUCGAUCCAAAUAGAUUGGAUCCUUUUUGCGAAAUUUGAAUACCAACUUCAACCACACGUCAAUAAAAACGCAAAAACGAUCCACUCUGCUUGGAUUUAUUUGCUGAAUUGCUUAUUUUAUAAUCAAAUUAAUAAAACGAUCCAGAAAGCUUGGAUUUUUUUCAAGAAAUGCAUUUUUACGUUUUCUUCUAAUAAAUCUGUUAACGAAAACGAUCCAUAAUAGUUCUUGGUGCUUACUUACUGAUUAUAUUUAAAAAAAAACAGUAUAAAAAUAUUGUUUCACAAAAACAACCCAAGCCCAAUCUAAUCAUACUUAUUUAUGUAUAAAUUAUAAAUUAGGUAUGAUUAGAUUAUACACCUAUAUAAAAUUUUCGUAGCCUGGCCGGUUAAAAAAAAUACAAAUCAGUGCUGCCAACUGAUUAAUCUGUCAGUACUUAGUUCAGUCAGUUAAUUCUUCAAAUUACAAGACUAGAUGUGCGCGCUUAUUCGUGAAUUUGAUUAGUGGCUCCAAAAAUGAAGAGGAUAGAUAGAAUUAUGUGUAAUGUGAUAAAAGAUUGUUCAAACAGUGAACAAGAUCUCGAACCAGGUAAGUUGCUUGUUGAUUUAACUAUAUUUUUAAAUAACCUAAAAAUUUUGGUAUUUUUAUUACAUGAAAAGAUUAUUUCGCGUUUGGGUUCUUUUGUUUUUGAUUUGAUUUGCUUGUUUCUGCACAGCGCGUGCGCAUGCAUUUUAGUUAUGAUGUAAUGGAAUGAGUUUUCUUUUAAUAAGAUUUAUAAUAAAACCAUUUCUUUUGUGGCAAAGGCAAACUUAAACUGUAUAAUCAUUGAUCAGCUGACCGGCUUGGGGCUUAAAGGUGUAUUUAUAUCUUUUAGAUGACUUGAUUUCUCCGGAAGCUCCCAUAUAUUCUCCGUUGACACCACUGAGAACGACAAAAAAUGAGACUGAUAUUUUGGAUAAGGGUAUGUAUGAAGUCAAUUCCUUUUCUACACCAUUACUAUAACAGUGUUUUUAUUAAUGCGGUAUUUUUUGUACUAAAGCUAAUUUCUUGAAAGGUCGUAGACAUGUUUUAUCAAAAUUGGUUAAGCCGUUUACUAGAUUUCGGGAAUUUCAGAUGAAUAAUCGAAAAAUGACAAAUAUACCCCUGUGGGGUAACAAACGAAAGGGCAUCACGUUUAUAUUAGAAAUAUCUUAAGAUCAGGGUAUUUUAAUUUGCCUAGAGAAUAACUUGUAAAAUAAAUAAAUAAAUACUUACAGAUAACGAGCCUCAGAUGUCACCUGUACCUUAUAUGUCUCCAAGUACAUUAGAUUUGUACCAAACUUUGAGCGGCAUUCAUACUCCGAUUCAAGAAUAUCCUAAAGACUUAAACGAGGUAGAUUUAGAAGAAGAAAAUGUUUUAAACAGACAUUUUUCCACUCCAAAGAAUAACACAGAUAAUAUUAGUGAUUUCAGUGCUGAUACCGACACAGAUUAUGUCCCAGAUAGUAACUCAGACUCAUCUGAUGAUGAUACUACAGUGACAUCUAGAAAAAUCAAUAUUGUGGCUAUAGUUCACAGUAAUGAUACUCCACGUAAAGGUCAUUUGAUUACACGUUUACAAGAUACAAAUGUGUCACAUGUACAUGAAGGAACAACUGUAAGAGGGAACAGUGAAACUAUAGAAUCAUUAGAAACUAUAUAUUCCAUACAAUCUGAUAAUGGUAACAAUGUAGAAAAUUUCCAGAAUUAUUCCAACCCAGGACAGAGUCCAACAUCAGACAGUUUGAUUCCAUUGCAUACGGAUUUUACACACAUAACUGAUAGUUUACAAAAUGAAGCUGUUGAGCCUAAUACUGAAGAAAAUUUCGUUGAAGAUUCUAAUACGGAUCAGAUUUUGUCAUCAGUUGGACGUCCAAAAAAGGGUCGAAAACGAAAACAUCCAGAGUUUACGAUAGCACAAGCAAAGACAAGGAAGUAUAAAAACAAAAGUUAUCUUACCAAGAAAAAGUAUGUUGACCCGAAGGUGUUUCACGACUACUCUUGCUCAUGUCAAAAGAAAUGUUACCAAUUGGUUUCCUUAGAGAAAAGACAGGAAGAGUUUGAAAAAUUCGUUACUUUAGGAUCUUAUGAAGCUCAAGCAUUAUAUAUUGCAAAAACAGUGAGAGAAAAUAAAAAAACUAGGAGUUACACCGUCUUAAAGGGUAACAAGAGUGGUAAAAAAAGACCAAGAGAAUAUACACGGACAUACUCUUUAUGUGGAAUAGACGUUUGUCGAGACAUGUAUAUUAAUAACUUUCAAAUUACAACAAAAAAAGUUGAUAUAAGUUUGAAAAAAAAUCGUAGUGGAAGUACCUUACAAGACCAACGAGGGAAACAGGGUGGCGGUUGGAAUAAGACUAAAGUGCACGAAGUAGAGUUUAUAAAAAAUAUAAUUAACAAGUUGCCACAAUACGAAUCACAUUAUAGAAGGGACCAAACAAAUGGUUGCAAAUUCUUGAAAUUAGGAAUGACUGUACAAGCUAUAUAUGAUUUAUAUUUAGAGGAAUUCAAUAAAUCAAUAAAUACCGACCCUACAAAUCCAAAAAAGCCAGUAUCGUUUUCAACUCUAAAACGUAUAUUUUACGAUAAUUUCAAUCUUAGAUGUAAGAGUUUACGAAAAGACACAUGCAAUAAAUGUGACACUCUAUCAAUCAAGAUUAAAAAUUGUACAUCAGAUGUUGAGCGCAAACAGUAUCAAGAAGAAAAAGAGAUACACUUGAAGAGAGCUGAAGAGUUAAGGAGAGACAUGAAAGAGGAUAUGAUGAAAGCUAAAACCGAAGACAAUUUUGAAUGCAUAACAUUUGAUAUGGAAAAAACGUUGCCUCUUCCUCGAAUCCCAACAAGCGUCGUUUUUUACAAACGACAACUUUGGUUUUACAAUUGCUCUGUACAUACUGGCUCAGAUAAUAUCGGACAUUGUUAUGUUUGGGUUGAGGGUGAAGCGGGUCGAGGGUCCCAAGAAGUAGGAUCAUGUAUUUCCAAAUAUAUAAAACAUAAACUGGACCCUAAAGUAGAACAUCUUGUGCUUUGGAGCGAUUGUUGUGGAGGCCAAAAUCGCAACAUCAAAAUAGUAUUGAUGUUAAAAGCCGUCUUGAAUUCCCAUCCCACGUUAAAGACGAUAACUUUUAAAUAUUUGGAAUCGGGACACACAUUCUUACCAAAUGAUACAGAUUUCUCAAAAAUAGAAACGAUGCUGAAAUACCAUGAAAGGAUAUACACAGUCAAAGAAUAUAUUAAUAUUAUUAAAAAUUGCAAAAAACAACAUCCAUUACAAGUUUACCGAAUGGAAAAAAAUGAUUUUAUGGGGACCAAAACACUUGAAAAGAAUACAGUAAAUAGAAAACUUUUUGUAUCCAAAGAAAAAGUUAAUUGGUUAAAGACAAAGGUGAUUUUAAUAGAUAAGGACGAUAAAUUUCAUGUUUACAUGAAAGCCGAUUCUGAUAAUUUCAAUCAACUUAAUAUUGAAAAAAAGUUAAAAGGUAAAUCCUUUGAUAUUAAUGAGAAAGACCUUGUUUUAUUGUGGCCCAACGGCAAGGUAAUCCCUCAACCCAAGUUGGAUGAUCUUAUGUCCAUGUUAGAUUUGAUCCCAAAAGAUUGUCAAGACUUUUAUAAAUCUCUAAAGGGUAGUUCUAAUAUCGUAGAAGACAUAGAAGGCUACGACGGAGAUCUUGAUUUUAUUCCUGAGGAGAGUGAUGACUAAAAGGCUUGGUUAUCUUAUAAGAUUACUUUUUUUUUCGAACUGAUUUUAAAUUUAAACAUUUUAGAAAAUUUCACUUCAGUAAUUUUUCAAAUACUUUAUGUUUUGUGUUUUGCAAGUAGGAAAGAGUGCAUACUGUACUACCGACUGUUCAAAUUCUUCGAAAUGCGAUUAAUGUUCUGUGUGUAUGACUGUUUUUUUUUAUAAAAUUAAAGUUAUAAUAAUAAAAAAUGAC
Ostrinia furnacalis (Asian corn borer) is the source of this 4185-nucleotide messenger RNA. RefSeq lists its product as uncharacterized. The record is from RefSeq and is a predicted model, not a curated record. Bases 1506 to 3953 code for a protein of 815 amino acids. NCBI's taxonomy places the organism in Eukaryota, Metazoa, Arthropoda, Insecta, Lepidoptera, Crambidae. The transcript has 2 exons.